This is a messenger RNA of Cinara cedri, 5890 nucleotides long. The record is from the annotation of a GenBank genome assembly. Lineage: Eukaryota; Metazoa; Arthropoda; Insecta; Hemiptera; Aphididae.
GUUUUAUAUCACAAAAUAUUGCAAACAUUAAAUAAAAGUAAAAAUUAUCGUUUUUCUAAAAUGAAGUUUUGUAAGUGUAAGUAAGGAUAGUUGCAUUUUUUCUCUCAAUAUUUUACAAAAUUACUAUUUAUUGUAUUCUAAAUUAGUUUAAAUUUUACCCUUGACGAUAUUAAUAAUUCAAAUUUUGUAAUUAAUUUCUUCACUUGCCAUCUGGAACAGGUAUAUGUUUUUAUUAAUAAUUACUAAAUGAUAAUAAACAUAUAAUUUAGUUAUGGAUUAUUAUUCAUAUAAAGUAAUUUUGUCUAUUUUUUCAUGGUUACAAAUAAAUACUUAGUAUAAAAGUAAAAUAGUAAAAUAGUUGUUAAAUGACAUUUACCAUCUUAAUAGGUUUAUUUGUGAUUAUUGUAUAGGUAGUUAACAGUCCUAAGUAAUACAAUAUUAUAAUAUUACAGUUCAUUUUUUUUAAAUCUAGGCCUUGAUAAAAUUAAUAAAAACAUUUUUUCCUUUUUAUUUAGUUUAUUAUUAUCAAAUAAUAUACCUUAGAUACCCAUAACAGUUUGAAAGUAUUUUUCCAAAAAUAUAGGUAACUGUUCAAACAAAUUAUUUUAGUUAUUUCUAUAUUAUCAAUAAAAAGAAAUUUUGGUACAGAUAAUAUAAAAAAAUUACUUUUAAUAUACUUGAUCUACCUAGCUAUUUUGACUGUAAUAAAGAAAAAACAAAAUUGUAUUUUAUAAUUUUUAGUUGGUAAAUUUAACCAUUUACUUUAAAUUUUAGUGAUUAAGAAAUUGGCAGAAACUGCUAAUAUUUGAUAUCAUCAUAAAUUUAAUUUAUUUGGCUAUAUAGAAAUACAUUAAUACUUCAAAAGAAACUAAUGAAUUCAUGUUAGCAUUUUUAACAGUAAUAUCCUUCUAAUGAUUCAGGAGAUAAAUUUAUUACCCUUCUCUACUCCUCCAGUCCAAACUUUAAACUGUUAUAAUUUAUAAGCGGUAAAUCUGAUAUUAGUAUUAUGUAUAUCAAAAUUUCAAGAAAAAUAUUUUCUAUUUAAAUCUGUGUUUAAAAGGGGGAAGGGGUUCUUAUUUGAAAAUCAAAAGUAUGUACUUAUUUAAGGUAUAUGGAGUAGAGCUAAAAAUUAAAUAAUCCCAUAAUGAUUAGAAAAAACAGAAAUCAAAUUCACUUAAAAUCUUUUGAGAUAAUUGCUGGUUCAUGAUAAAAAAAAAUCAUUCUGUAUAUAUAUAUAUAUAUGUUUUAUUUUCAAUACCAUUUUAACAAUUUAAUAUAGGUAUUCAGCUAAAAAAAUAUAAAUAAUACAUAGAAAAAAGUUUUAUUUAUUGGAAAUAUUUUGAAAUUAUGAUGAAAGGAAAGAAAAUCAGACCAUCUAAUGUCUCGUCUCCGAAUCUGCUUCUUAGUUUUCCCAUGUAUGCAGCUGCUGUAAACGCACAUUCUGGUUCAAUACUAUUGGAAGGAAUGGACAUUAGAUAUUUAAAUGCUAUUGCUAACUGAUACCCUCAUGAGUAUUCAUAUUCCUUCAUUCUCAUACAGACUCAUCUCUUGAGUAACAGUUUUUAAAAGACAAUGUGAUUUUUGAGAUUUUCAGGAUUGAGAGUUCUUAAACUUUUAUUAAUUUCAAGAUUCAACUUUUCUUUUAACGAUAUUUUGAUAGGUUCAUCAUCUUGCAGUAGUUUUCAUUAUUUUGAACAUUUAUCUGACCAUUUACCCGUUUGAUCGUUUUUUCACUCAACAUUAAAAUAUUCACUAAAUAAUAUAAUAUGUUUAUUGUUUAUAUUUAUUAUAUAUAUUUUUUUCUAUAUUAUUCUACAUUAAAUACUCAGUCACGAAAAUCCUGAAAUUAGUUAUUUGUUAAUCCCGGGAUUGUAUUCUCUACUCUUAAUAUAUAAUAUGAACCAAGCAAUUAUUUAUUAUUAUUAAUACUAAAUAUUUCUUUUAAUAAAACAUAAUUGUUAUAUAUCAAUUAUUUUGAAAUAUAAAUAUUAUAUAGUUAAACUUCUGAAUAGCGGAGACUCUUAGUUACCGAAAUUUUGUUCGCUAUUCAGGGGGGUUAAACUUUUGAAACUAUAGGGUAGAUGUGUAAGAGGAAAAACAUUUGUACAAGGUUAAAUUAAAUUACAUAUAAUUUUAUUAUUUAAUGUUUUCAUGAUAUAAUAAUGUGUAUAAUAAUAAAAAAAAAAGUAUGUACAUACAUAUUUAAAGAAAUUAUCAUGUCCAAAACCUUCACUUACUAAUGAAUAACACAAAAUAUCUGCAGUUAAGACUUUGAUAUUUUUGUUAUAAUGGUCAUUAGUUUUCGUAAUCUUAUCUUAUCACCCCAUAACAACUUUAAUGAAAAAGAUAAUUAUUGUUAUAUUAAUGAGAAUGUGUUUUUCUGUAGUCGUUUUGAGAUUAAACAUAAUUUUUAUUAUUAUUAAAACUAUUUUAAAUAUUCCUUUCUCCUGAUGUCUUUAUUACGUUUCAAUAAUGUAAAAAGCUUCGCUUUACACAAUAACUAUUAUUUAAACUAAAAAAGAUUGAAUAACAUCCUAAUUGUUGGAAGUCUAACUAAGGGAAAUAAAGAAAGAGAAAAAAUAAUAUACCUAACCUAAUUAAAAACUUAAAAAUGGUAUCCAAAACUUAAAAAAAAAAAAGGGUCAUAAUUAAUGACACAGCAUGUAGUACAUUAUGAAUAUAUCAAUAUUUAGACAAAUUUAGAACUAAACAAAAAGGAAUUUAGUAAUUGGCAAGAUAUAGUAUUUAAAGGAAAUCAAUAGUACCUUACAAACAGAAGUUUAGAUAACAAAUUUAGACUGACUACAUGCUUACAAUUAGCUUAACUAGUGAGGGUAGGUGAAUAAUCAUUGAGUGUCAAUCUAUAUAAAAUCUAGUCAAUCAUCCAGAAUAAUUCAUACUCAAUCAAUGGAAAUCAGAGGUUUUAAAAGCUCCUCUGCCAUCAAUUUAGGUACAUCUCAAUUUAAGCUUUUUGGUUUAUAACUUUUUUAGGAUUUCAAAAGCAUAGUGAAAAGAACUGAUUUAAGAGAAAUUAAAUAAAGGCAACAAAUUGUUGGACAGUCAUGAAAAUGGUGCUGUCACAAAGACAACGUGAAGAAUUGUAAGUUGUAAUAAUCAAAGUAUAUUAUUUCAUAUUGUUGAUAUUAUACCUUUCAAUUUUAAUAUAAAAAUAAAUACCUUUCAUUAAUUAACAAUUAAUUUUUUUUUUUUUAGAAAUAAAGCUAUAGCUGAUUACCUUAGCAGUAAUAGUUAUCAUAAUGCUCUAGAAGGAUUGAAAAAAGAUGCAGAUAUGCCGGGUGAAGUUGAAAAUAAAUAUGGAGGUUUACUCGAAAAGAAGUGGACAUCAGUAAUUAGACUGCAAAAAAAGGUAGAUUAAUUAACAAUUAUUGUUAAUACUAUUGUAAAUUAUAAAAAAUGGUAUUUGAAAAAAUAAUUAUUUCAUAAUUUGAUUUAAAAUAUAAGGUAAGUGAGCUAGAAUCAAAACUUUCUGAGUAUGAAAAAGAAAUUAACUCUGGAGCUCCCAAAAGAGCAUUACGUUCACCGAGUGAUUGGAUACCUAGAGCUCCUGAAACACACUGUUUAACUGGUCAUAGAGAGACAAUUAUUAAAGUUAUAUUUCAUCCUGUUUUCAAUAUUCUUGUGUCUGCAAGUGAAGACGCUACAAUAAAAAGUUGGGAUUAUGAGACUGGUGAGUAUGAGAGAACAUUAAAAGGUCAUACAGAAGCUAUUCAAGAUAUUGCAUUUGAUGAGAGUGGUAAACUAUUAGGUAAUUCACUAGUAAAAUAAUAUACAUAAAUAUGUUUUGGUAUUUAAUUGUAUAUAUUUUUGUAGUUUCUUGUAGUGCUGAUAUGAGCAUAAAGCUGUGGGAUUUCAGUCAAACAUAUGAAUGCAUCCGUACUAUGCAUGGUCAUGAACAUAGUGUAUCUGGUGUUUGUUUUCUUAAAGGUGGAGAUUUUAUAGUUUCUUCAUCUAGGGAUAAAACAAUUAAAAUGUGGGAAGUAAAUACAGGGUAAGAUUAUUUUAUUCUGUGAUUAAGUUAAAUUUGUAUUAUUCUAUAUUUCUAACUGUAGAUAUUGUGUUAAAACAUUUACUGGCCAUCGUGAGUGGGUUAGAAAAGUUAAAGUUUCCCCUUGUGGACAACUUUUAGCCUCAUGUUCUAAUGAUCAUACUGUAAAAGUUUGGAUAAUUGCUGCAACACAGUGUAAAGUAAGAUAGAUGAUAGAUUUUUAUAAAUAAAAUCAUAUAACUAAUUGGUAUUCAUUUUGAAAAGGCUGAUUUACGAGGACAUGAACAUGUAGUUGAAUGUAUUGCUUGGGCACCAGCUGCAGCAUCAUCAGCAAUUAAUGAAGGAGCUGGAGUAGAUCAGAAAAAAAAUGGUUAUGAAGGUCCUUUUAUUAUAUCUGGUUCAAGAGAUAAGUCUAUUAAGGUAUGUAUUACAUUUUUCUAUUUUAAAUAGAUGUUUAUUAAAGUUUUUUUUUAUUAGAUGUGGGAUGUUGCAUCACGUUCAUGUUUGUUUACUAUGAUUGGACAUGAUAAUUGGGUGCGAGGUUUAGUUUUUCAUCCUGGUGGUAAAUAUGUUUUAUCUGCAAGUGAUGAUAAAACACUAAGAAUUUGGGAUUUGGCAAAUAAACGUAAUAUGAAAACUCUACUAGCCCAUGGACAUUUUUGUACAACAGUUGGUUAGUAAUAUAGUUUAAUUUUUAGUAGAUUUUAUAUAAUAAUUUAUAUUUUUAUUUCAGAUUUUCAUAGAUCCCAACCAUUUGUAAUAACAGGUAGUGUAGAUAAGACCAUAAAAGUUUGGGACUGCCGUUAAUAUUUAUGUUUCAUCAAUUUUCAUAAUGUUCAUAAUAUAAUGCGCUCUACUCUGCUAAUUUUAAACCAUAUCUCCACUAUAAUAACACAAAUGAAGUUUUAAUUUUCUAGUCUAUCAUAGAAUUGUAGGUAGUCUCCCAGGUUUAUAUGUAAAAAUGUAGCACCGCUUUUUUUAAUUUUUAAAGAAACUCCUUUGCUGUGUGUGUUAUAAGUAUUUGUAAUUUUUAUUAUUUUUCUCAUAAUUAGUUUAUAAUAAUGUAAUAGGUUUUAAAUAAAAUAAUUAUUUUAUUUGCAUAUUGGCUUUUCGUUUAUGACGAUAUAUCUUUUUGUUAAAAUACGCAAUAUUUUAAUUGAGAGUUUUAAAUUAUAUUUUUUUUUUUCAAAAAUGCCUUGAGUUUUGGAUUCAACUGAAUUCAGUUUGAUUUGUUAUAUUAAACUUAUUAUUAUUAAUAUAUUUCUUUUAUAAUUAGGAAAUUAUUAAUGUAUUGGCAUUAUAUAUAAGAGCUGCUGCAUUUAAGGUACUAAGUAUAUUUUAUUCAUUCAAUAAGAACUGUUUUCUUACAUUUUUUUAAACAAUCAUCUAAUAUCAUUUUAAAUUAUAUAGCCUUUAAAAAAACUAAAUUGUACCUUUUGUUCAUGGAUUUUUUUUUUUUAACGUUAUUAGUAUACAAAUAUCCUAUAAUUAUAAUAGUAUUAUGUUCAAUUUUUAUAUAUUAUUUUUCAUGAAAACUAUUUGAAUAUUUUAGUAAAUUUUAUCUACAUAUUUUAUUUUUUAAAAUAUAUUAGCUUUAUAAAGCACAGUGAGGUUUAUAUAUUUUUACUAAUCAUUGUUACUUCCUUUAAUUAGCUGCACCAAGGAUUUGUCACUGUAGCAAAUUUAUUUUUAAAAUAUACUCAGUAGUUUUUUUUUUAAUUAUGUCAAUCAACCUUUGUGACUGUAUAAUAUACAUCUUGGGUUUUCUGGCCAUCAAGACCAUUCCAUCACACAUAUACAUUAUAAAAACAAGAUAAAAUAUGUACAAUGAUAGAUCAGAAAUUUCAACACCAAAAUGUAUUUAAACAUUUUUAAUAAUCGCUG